UCGGAGAAAAAAAUAAAUGGAGGCCUUCAAUCUUCCUCCUUUACUUCUCUCUUUCUUUCUUUGUGCUAUUUUGCAAACACCCACCAUGGCAGCCAAGAAGUCUUAUAUUGUUUACUUGGGAUCACAUUCACAUGGAUUGAAUCCUUCCGCUCAUGAUCUCCAACUUGCAACACAAACCCACUAUAAUCUACUUGGAUCGGUGUUAGGAAGCAAUGAAGCAGCUAAGGAAUCAAUCUUUUACUCAUAUAAUAAAAAUAUCAAUGGCUUUGCAGCUGUUCUUGAGCAGAAAGUUGCAGAAGAUAUAGCAAAGCAUCCUGAUGUGAUAUCAGUAUAUGAAAACAAAGGACUAAAACUGCACACAACACGAUCAUGGAACUUUCUUGGAGUUGAGAAUGAUAGUGGAAUUCCUUCAAGCUCACUUUGGAAUCUUUCAAGAUUCGGUGAAUCUACGAUCAUUGGCAACAUUGAUACAGGUGUUUGGCCAGAAUCAAAGAGCUUUAGUGAUGAAGGAUAUGGACCUAUCCCAACGAGAUGGAAGGGAAGCUGUGAAGGUGGCUCCAACUUUCGUUGCAACAGGAAACUGAUUGGAGCACGAUAUUUCAACAAAGGAUAUAUAUCAAGCGUGGAGCCUAGACCUCUCAACUCAAGCUAUGAAACAGCAAGGGACUAUGAUGGGCAUGGAACACACACCUUAUCCACAGCCGGAGGCAAUUUCGUUCCAGGAGUAAGUAUUUUUGGGAAUGGUUAUGGCACUGCAAAAGGGGGUUCCCCUAAUGCCCUUGUUGCUGCUUAUAAAGUAUGUUGGCCUCCAACGUUGGAUGGUGAGUGUUUUAUUGCCGAUGUUCUAGCGGGCUUUGAAGCUGUCAUUAGUGAUGGAGUUGACGUUCUAUCGGUUUCACUCGGUGAAGAUGCUUUUGAAUUUUCUGAAGAUCUAAUGGCUAUAGGGUCCUUCCAUGCAGUGAAGAAUGGCAUCACUGUUGUUUGUUCUGCUGGAAAUUCAGGACUAUUUGAAGGCAGUGUCUCAAAUGUCGCACCAUGGAUCAUAACUGUGGGAGCUAGUACAAUUGACAGGCUUUUUACCACUUACGUGGCGUUAGGAGACAAGAGGCAUUUCAAGGGGGAAAGCCUUUCUAGUAAAAUAUUUCCAUCUAAGAAGUUCUAUCCGUUGAUCCGUGCUUUGGAUGCAACAUCAGACAAUGUCUCUAGUAACGACUCCGCACUAUGUCUAAAAGGGACUCUUGAUCCUAAAAAGGUAAAAGGAAAAAUUGUAGUUUACCUUAAUUCGUACGAUUCAGAAGUGGACAAAGGUUACGAGGCUGCUCAAGCAGGUGCUGUUGGGAUGAUUCUUGUUAAUGACGAAGAAAGUAGAGAUGACCUUUGGACGGCUGAACACUUACUUCCAGCUUCACAUGUAAGCUAUAUUGAUGGUGAAUCAAUCAACCAUUACAUCCAAUCUACUAUAACUCCAAUGGCUUACAUAACUCGUGUGAAGACUGAGUUGGGAAUCAAACCAGCACCAAUUAUGGCUUCAUUCUCAUCAAGAGGUCCCAACCGAGUUGAGCCCUCAAUACUCAAGCCUGAUAUAACAGCACCAGGUGUGAAUAUACUCGCGGCUUUCUCUGACGAAGCAUCACCAACUCAUUCACCUUUUGAUAAACGUCGGGUUCUAUAUAAUGUAUUAUCCGGCACUUCCAUGUCAUGCCCCCACAUUUCUGGUAUCGUUGGCCUUCUAAAAACUCUUUAUCCAAAAUGGAGUCCAGCAGCUAUAAGAUCUGCAAUCAUGACCACAGCUGGAACCGAAGCUAAUGACUUAAAUCCAAUACAAAACUCAGAAAAAGAGAAAGCAAACCCAUUGGCAUAUGGUGCCGGCCAUAUCCAACCAAACAAAGCAGCAAAUCCUGGCCUUAUUUACGACCUCUCCACCCAAGACUACUUGAACUUUCUAUGUGCCCGUGGCUACAAUAAAACACAAAUGAAGCUAUUCAUUAAUGAUACUUCAUUUGUUUGUUCAAAGUCAUUCACAAUAACAGAUUUGAACUACCCAUCAAUCUCAAUGAAUAAUCUGAAAUCAGAGGCAGUAGAGAUCAAAAGAAGAGUAAAAAAUGUGGGAAGUCCAAGCACGUAUGUUGCUCAAGUCGAGGCACCACCAGGAGUUUCUAUUUCGGUAGACCCAAGUACUUUGAAGUUCACUAAAACUGGUGAAGAGAAGGAUUUCAAAGUUGUGUUGAGGAGGGUGCCAAAUAAUCAAACUGAAGGGUAUAUGUUUGGAAAACUUGUAUGGUCUAACGGGAACCAUCGUGUUAGUAGUCCAAUUUUUGUGACGUUAGAGAGGCAAUGAAAGAAGCACAUGAGUUUGAUUGGGUUUGGCUUGUUUUAGCUCAAUAAUUAAAAUUCUAUUUUCGUGUUCA
Molecule: messenger RNA, 2408 nt
Organism: Cucurbita pepo subsp. pepo (vegetable marrow)
Lineage: Eukaryota; Viridiplantae; Streptophyta; Magnoliopsida; Cucurbitales; Cucurbitaceae
Product: subtilisin-like protease SBT5.4
Biological process (GO): proteolysis
Molecular function (GO): serine-type endopeptidase activity
Source: RefSeq, a predicted model, not a curated record